Molecule: messenger RNA, 2582 nt
Organism: Pseudomyrmex gracilis
Lineage: Eukaryota; Metazoa; Arthropoda; Insecta; Hymenoptera; Formicidae
Product: serine/threonine-protein phosphatase PP1-beta catalytic subunit-like
Exons: 6
Coding region: 86-1144 (352 amino acids)
Cellular component (GO): cytoplasm; nucleus
Molecular function (GO): protein serine/threonine phosphatase activity
Source: RefSeq, a predicted model, not a curated record
CAUUGGCGGUGCAAAUGCGCGCGGCUACGAGUCGGAUACGAGCCAGUUCGCGAACAUCGGGCCAGUCGCUCAGUGGCAGGAAAAAAUGGCGGAUGUGGACUUGAAUAUCGACAACUUGAUACAAAGAUUACUGGAAGUAUACCACACGCAGAAAGACCAGGUUCAGAAGAAAGCCAAGCUAAAAGAUAUUUUCUCGUCAGACUUCGUCGUCAGAGGAUGUCGACCGGGCAAAACCGUAAUCAUGACGGAGGCCGAGGUGCGCGGUCUCUGUCUCAAGUCCCGGGAGAUUUUCCUGCAGCAGCCGAUUCUUCUGGAGCUCGAGGCGCCGCUUAAGAUCUGCGGCGACAUACACGGACAAUACACCGAUCUGUUGCGGUUGUUCGAGUACGGCGGUUUUCCGCCCGAGGCCAACUACCUGUUUCUCGGCGACUACGUCGACCGGGGUAAGCAGUCCCUGGAGACGAUAUGUCUUCUACUGGCUUACAAGAUCAAGUAUCCGGAGAACUUUUUUCUUCUGCGCGGCAAUCACGAAUGCGCCAGCAUAAACAGGAUAUACGGUUUCUACGACGAGUGCAAACGACGGUACAACAUCAAGCUCUGGAAGACGUUCACGGAUUGCUUUAACUGCUUGCCCAUAGCCGCGAUAAUCGACGAGAAGAUCUUUUGCUGCCACGGCGGGCUCAGUCCUGAUCUACAGGGAAUGGAGCAAAUCAGAAGAAUUAUGCGUCCAACUGAUGUACCUGAUACCGGUCUUCUCUGUGAUCUCUUGUGGUCCGAUCCCGACAAAGACGUUCAGGGUUGGGGCGAGAACGACAGAGGAGUGUCCUUUACAUUUGGUCCGGAUGUUGUAUCCAAGUUCUUGAAUCGUCACGACAUGGAUCUGAUAUGCAGAGCGCAUCAAGUCGUCGAGGACGGUUACGAAUUCUUCGCCAAACGGCAGCUCGUUACAUUAUUCUCCGCGCCGAACUAUUGCGGCGAGUUCGACAAUGCCGGCGGAAUGAUGAGCGUCGACGAAACCCUUAUGUGCAGUUUUCAGAUCCUGAAGCCGUCGGAAAAGAAAGCGAAGUAUCAGUAUGGAGGAAUGAACACAGGUCAAACCGGUAGACCAUCUACACCACAGAGGAAUCCAGCGAAAAAGAAAUGACAGCCUUCUACCGAUCCUGCGCAACAACAAACGCGAUUAUCCAUAAUGGAGGCUAUCAUGCUAGGUAAAUCUGCUUUAUGCCUGUCAAAGCUUACUUAAUCACUUUUAGUCGAUCACUUAUGUGCAUUAGUACGAAUCUAUUUCCCACGAUUAUCAGUUACAAAAAAACAAAAAAAAACAAAAAAAAACAGACAAAAAACCCAGAGAAAAAAAAAAGAUCAGAAAAAAGGAAAGAAGGAAACGGAGAGCGGAAGGAAGCGAGAAACGUAAGUCGUUACGUCAUUACGUUGUAUUUAAGUUCUUCGCGCGAUAUGAUUCGCAACGAGAUGUUAGAUCGUUUUAUAUUUAGCGCGCGACGUUUUUCAACACACACGAGUAUACAUGUAUACAUACAAUCUCUCAAGAGCGCGGUUUAAACGUUUUACAUGCGACGAUUGGUGCAAGGCAAAAGAUAAGACAUUUUAAAUGAAUUCGCGAAAGUUCUUGCUGUUGCUUUUUGUAGCCGAUGUGCUUUUGUUGAAGACACCCGAAACCCGGUAUCUCGUCUCGGAUGUCACGAUCUGAUCUCGUCUUUGAUUUUCAUGUGUUUCAGCACGAAGACGUCGAGUGAUACAGAACUAAUCUAAUCUGAUAAAGCUAAACCGUAAUAAAAAAGAUUAUACCUCUUCCUCGAGAUUUGCAACUUAAAAAAGAAUUUAAAAAAAAUACAAAAAAUUCAAAAAAAAAAAAAAAAAUACAUUAGCGAUUCGCGGUGAAUCGAGUUUUGACCAUACUUGACGAAGGAUCGCUCGUAGAACAAUUAUAUCUCGCGGCGAUUAUCUUAUUCGAUGCUAUCUUCCAUAAACGGAGCGAUCCUUUGUAAAGCUAGCGCUCAUCCAACAAACAAAAAAAACAAAAAACAAAAAAAAAACAAAGCAUUUUGUCAUUCUCAUUUUGUAUUUAUUGCUUCCACUGUUAAAUGUUGAGUGUAAUUAUGAAAGACUCGCUGUUAUUAUUAUUAUUAUUAUAUCAUCAUUAAUAAUAUUAAUUUUAUUUUUAAUAUUAUUUUUAUCAUUGCUUCUUUUAGCAGCUAAUUUAAAUAUCAUUGUUUCAUGAGAGAAAGAGAAAGAGAGAGAAAUUAGGGAAAGAAAAGGAUGUGAGAGGUUGUGUGUGAAUAAAUGUGCGUCUGCGCGCGUGUGUGUAUAUGAAAAAGAGAAAGAUGUUACGUGUAUAUAGAUGAUAUAUAUGUAUACACACAUAUAUAUAUAUAUAUUUUUGACCAUUUAUCUUUUCUCUUAUUGUUAGAUCAUUUAUUCAUUACUGAUUUAUUUGUAUCAUCAUGUACAGUAUUCCGAGCGUGGUAAAAACAACUUGUAUGUUCCGAAGACAUGUCGUAGACGAAGUGGGUUAUUUAUUUUCUUGAUGCAAUGAAUCGAGCAAUUAAAAAAAAAAAAAAAAA